GUAGUCUGCGAACAGCUCAGACCACCCAUGGACCACAGACCGCUUCUAAUCAUCGAGUCACUUAGGCUAUCAACUUGUGUUCUCCUGCUAUAUCCCUGAACCAAGAUUCAUGGCAGUCGAGGAAGGUCGCUCGCCUAAGCGGCAGAAACUCGACUCGUUCAGUUCAUAUACACUCGCUACGAAGCUGCCAUCCCACAACAAGGGUGUCUCCUCUGCCUACUUCUCUCCCAAUGGGCGCCUCCUUGCCAGUAGCUCAGCAGAUUGUACCGUCAAGAUCUGGGACACUGAUACUUGGCAGCUCGAACAGACCCUUCAGGGACAUGCCAAGGGUAUCUCAGACGUCGCUUGGUCGCGCGAUAGUCUGCUAGUCAUAACAGCUUCCGACGAUCGCACAGUACGGAUAUGGGAUGUCGCUAAAGGUACCACUGUACGCAAUCUACGUGGCCAUACAAACUUUGCUCUCUGUUGUACAUUCAACCACGCCGGCAAUCUAGCUGCCUCGGGCUCCUUUGAUGAGUCUGUCAAAAUAUGGGAUGUCUUGGCAGGUACAUGUCUGAAGACGCUACCAGCGCACAGCGAUCCUGUGUCCAGUGUACGGUUCAAUGUGGAUGGCUCGAUGCUUGUCUCGUGCUCACACGAUGGGCUCAUUCGCAUAUGGGAUACCCUCUCCGGACAAUGCCUCAAGACACUGGUCGAUCAAGAUUCCCCGCCAGUCUCCUUUGCUGCAUUUUCUCCAAACGGACGCAUUCUCAUGUCUUGCACUCUGGACUCAACUAUUCGUCUGUGGGACUUUGUCAGUAGUCUGCCGCUCAAGACAUACAAAGGCCAUCUCAAUGUCAAGUACACCCUCAAUGCUGAAAUGGCGAAUGAUGAAAUGAUCAUCGGCGGUGAGAAUGGUAAGGUCACAGUGUGGCAUACUCAGAGCAAAGACGUGCUGCAAGAGAUUCAAUGCAGCGACGAGGUUAUUCUCAGCGUCAGUCGACGUGUGACUGAUGCCAAGAAGUGGUUGGUUGUGGCUGGCUUGGACAAGACUAUCUACAUCUACCAGGCUGAUGUAUGAAGGAAGCAUCACACAGCACAGACUAGUCCUCAGUCUUUCCAGACACAGUCGAUGCCGAAUUCAGCAACCAAGCCGGUGAGCGUCGGAAGCCCAUUUCUAUCUAGCGCU
Molecule: messenger RNA, 1168 nt
Organism: Protomyces lactucae-debilis
Lineage: Eukaryota; Fungi; Ascomycota; Taphrinomycetes; Taphrinales; Protomycetaceae
Product: WD repeat-containing protein 5B-like protein
Exons: 1
Coding region: 110-1060 (316 amino acids)
Molecular function (GO): protein binding
Source: RefSeq, a predicted model, not a curated record